Messenger RNA from Aspergillus ruber CBS 135680, 2280 nucleotides. RefSeq names its product SNARE-binding exocyst subunit SEC6. The coding region runs from base 1 to 2280 and encodes 759 amino acids. The record is from RefSeq and is a predicted model, not a curated record. Lineage: Eukaryota; Fungi; Ascomycota; Eurotiomycetes; Eurotiales; Aspergillaceae. Gene Ontology annotation, biological process: exocyst localization; exocytosis. The transcript has a single exon. Gene Ontology annotation, molecular function: SNARE binding. Gene Ontology annotation, cellular component: exocyst.
AUGGCGCAAGAAGCCGGGUCCGAUGGAACGCUGGCCAUGCCCCGGCUUGAGGAUAUCCUACGGCACCCAGAAGAUCUCGACAAAAUCCCAGGCCUAAAAGCAGAGUAUUCGCGUAAGAAAGCCGCCGUCGACGCACACCUCCGUGAGGGUCUCCGCGACCAACUAGAAACGGUACAACGCAGCAUCAACGCCCUAACAGAGGGCCAGCGACAGGUCGUGAAAACAAAAGAUGAACUACAAGGGAUAGAUAAGUUGUGCGCGGAGUCGCAGACGAGCGUUGAGGAUUUCUCGCAGAUCGACAGGCUGGCUAAGAUGCAGAGGCAUUUCGAGGCAACGCUGAUGAUUAAAAAGGGGUUGGAGAGUUUCAGCGCGGAUCUUGCUGAAAUUGAGAAUCUGCUUACGGAGGAUGAUGAUAACCUGGAGGAUCAGCCGAAUAUGUUACGGGCGCAUAUGCUGAUUUCGCGACUGAGGGAUUUUCGUGAUGAGGCGAUGGACCAGAUUCGCAAGGCGGGGGAUGGUAGUAAUGAGGAGACCCUAAUUGAUUACUUUCAAGGGCUGGAUUCGGUUAUUGAGUGGUUUGACGAUCAUUUGGGAACUGCGUGCAUGAAUUUGAUUCCGCUCGUGCAGUCGGAUAACAACAGUAUGGUGGUUCGACUGGCAGUAGUUGUCGCAAACGAAGAGAAAAACGAUGAGACGGUGCGUGCGUUGCAAGAGGCACAGAAGGAUCAUAAAGAUUUGGCAAACCGAUUCAAGUCCAUGAAUAUCGGCCCCAAGACGGUUCGCGGCUAUAAGGAGAAGUUCACCAAGGCGAUCGAAUUCUACGCGCAAAAUCAAUUUGAAUCGACUAAGGAGGGCUUCCUUGAUGAUCCUGAUAGUAUGGAAAAGAGUUUCCGGUGGUACUUCAAUGAUCUUUUUACCGUCAAGCAGGGAAUGCAACAGCUUAUGCCCAAGAAGUGGAAGAUCUAUCAGACUUACACCAAUAUCUAUCAUCGGAUGAUGCACGAUUUCCUGGUCGGUUUGAUUGAUGAUCCAGAGUUACCAGCGGACAACCUGCUCGCGAUCAUUCAUUGGUCUGAAAAGUAUUAUAAGAAGAUGAAGAAGUUAGGCUGGGCACAGACAGAACUACAACCCAAUAUUCUUGAUGAUCGUGAGCCUGAACUUAUUCGACAAUGGCAGAACGUCAUCAUCAAAGCUGUCGGGGAAUGGAUGGACCGGAUCCAAACGGCAGACACGAAGGGACUUGUCGAGCGGAUUCCAGACUCUUUGGACACAAAUAUGGAAGGAUACUUCCGGACCCGGACCCUCCCAGACAUGUGGCGUAUGCUUAAUGAGCAGAUCAUGGCCGCCGGUGCUUCCUCGCGGACAGAUCUCGUUGAGGGUAUCAUCGAUGCCAUGUUCCAAGUCCUCAAGGGCCGCCAGUCAGCCUGGCAGACGCUCAUCGACGAGGAAUGUGCUAAGUAUAAGGCUCCAGGGGGCGACCUGCUAGACGGUAUACAGUUAUUGCAGGACUGGCUUGUCGCCGUAGCCAACGACCAAAUCGCCUGUAUCGAUGACAACGAUGAAACAGGCCAACUGGGAUACCUGACUCGAUUCAAGAACGACUUCGAGCCCUACGUGGAUCCGAAAUAUAUGGCGUCACGUGCCAUGGUAGAACUUGACGCCCUGCGCGACGGCUACGUGGAUUUGAGCACGCACUGCCUCAACCAAUUUGUGCAAGUGGUCUUCUCCGUCGACCUCCGCGGCACCAUCCCCGAAUUCUUCACGCAGAAAUGGUACGGUGACUUCGCCAUGAAGCGCAUCACUUCCACCUUCGAUGAUUACAUGGCAGACUACGCACCCGUUCUGCACCCCUCUCUAACCGACAUUCUCGUCGAGGAGUUAUCCGACGAACUCCUCGUCCGCUACCUUUCCUCCGUGCGCAACAAGAGCGUCAAGUUCCGACCAUCACAAGACCCCUACACGGACAAGUUCAAGGAUGACGUUCUUACCGUGUUUGCCUUCUUCCAGAAAUACCCGGAUUCAUUUGCUGCUACCAUCAAGAUGAAGUGGAGGCUUGUUGACUGGCUUGUGCGGUUGCUGGAGUCAGAGAAGGGACCCGCGCUUGUGGCUGUUUACGAGAACUUCAAGACGGAGUACUGGGAUUUGCAGCUUACCUGGGUUGAAGCUGUGCUGAGGACUAGGGAUGACUUUGAGAGGAGCAUGGUUAGUGCUACGAAGGCGAAGGCUGCGGAGUUGUCUGUGGAGGUGGGCAUUGAGACGUUGAUGAGUCGGGUGAGAUGA